Chenopodium quinoa (quinoa) is the source of this 3020-nucleotide messenger RNA. RefSeq lists its product as uncharacterized. The record is from RefSeq and is a predicted model, not a curated record. The transcript has 11 exons. Lineage: Eukaryota; Viridiplantae; Streptophyta; Magnoliopsida; Caryophyllales; Amaranthaceae. The coding region runs from base 257 to 1330 and encodes 357 amino acids.
AGUAAUAAUUUACCCAAACGAAGGCGGCUAAAAGAGUAAAAGGUAAAAUUGAAGCCCGCGCAUCAAUUUCACUUCAUCAAAAAGUGAAACCUAUCUUUCUCAUUCAAUUCAUCAUCAGGAAUAAAAAAGUUAAACCUCCAUCAAACAUCCAUAGAAAAAUCUUCAUCAACCGCUUACUCCACCGCCGCUCCACGUCUAUCUGCAGUACCGGCGUACCUCACUUGUCUGCUGAGCCACCUGCUGUAAAUUGAGGUUGAUGUCAAAAAAGAGAAAGCAAGCAAGUGCUAAUGAGGCCUCUGAAACUGGCGAGGCUGAAGAAUCUGCUGAGUGUGAGAAUCGAAAGGGUCGUACAGUAGCUGCAGUAGUUGGAAAAGCAAUUCUGAGUGGUGUCAAAAUCCCGUUGGAAUGGAAUCACAAUAAAGUGCCAGUUGGGGAAAAUAGAGAUAUUUUUUCAUCAUACAUUGGUGUAGUUGUUCGUGAAAAAGUGAAUAUCAAUCAUCGCGACUGGGAGGAAGUUCCGAAAGAAGUUAUUGAUGACCUCUUUAAAUUCAUUACGAGAGGAUUUAUAGUGCCGGAAGAACGUAGAAAUUAUGUAUUAGGGAGAGCUUCAAUCCGAUGGAGAGCUUUCAAGGCCAGAUUAAGAAAGGAUUGGAUGUACGACACCAAGGGAGUAAAUCCAAAUGUGAUUAUAAAGAAUCCACCUUCGAUAUAUCCAUUUAUAACACAAGCUGAUUGGACCAAGUUCAUUGAAACAUAUACUGAUGAUGCGUUUAAGGCUGCUGAACUUCAGAAACAAGGAGUGCAAGUUAGAGACGUGCCUCGACAUUUGGUUUGGAUAAGAGCUCAUUCCAGACAAAAAGAUGGUGCAAUGACCUUUGACAAUCCUGCUGAUUUUGAAAUAGCUCAAACAAUUAAAGCAUUGGAGGCUCAACAAAUCCAAGGAGAAAUUGAGGCCACUGGCCGAAAUGAUAUCCUAGCGAGAGCAUUAAAGAAUCCUGAACAUGGUGGUUGUGUUAGGGGCGUUGGGUCGGGUUUUACAAAUAAGCUGUACUUUGGCUACUACAAACCAUUACCACAAAGUCAAUUGCAAUCAGAUCUCAAGUGUCUCAAAUCAAAAUUAGAAAAUGUGGUUAACACACAAAAUUUGUUGUUGUCUUACUUAAUGUCAAGUGGUCAGGUUAACACGGAGCAAUUGAAAGAACUUAGUGAUUCAAAUGGAAACCAAGUUGCCCAUCAGUUAGCGGGUAUCCAAGCUGGUGGAUCUGGUGGCCAAGGUUUAGAUGGCCUUGGCUUGGCUCGUGACAGUUGGCUUCAAGGUCUUAGCUUCUAACUUGCCUCGGAGCAAAACAAAGUUACCCAUCAGUUAGCAAGUGUCCAAAAGGGUGGUUCUGAUGGUGAAGAGUUAGAUGAUCAUUUAGAUGUCUUUGGCUCCAAAGGUGACCAAGGGGUUCAAGGUUUCAACUUCCAAGAGCAGAAUUUUCAAGCAUGUGAGGUUCAACCCGAGCCAUACCAUGUUGCGUGGCCUAAGGAGGAAUAUGUGCUAGAAAAUGAGAAUUUGGAAACGCAUGUACUCAAUAAUGAACAAGACAUUACUGGCCAACCAUUUCCAAAGGGAGUUGAUAGUCUUUGUUCCUUGGCAAUUAAGAGUGACAAAGGGGUCGAUAUAGUUGCUAUUGGAGAAGUGUAUGUUGGGAUGGAAGGAGAAGUUGUCAAGCAUCAUUUCAAGCCCGUCCCAAGUGGUCAUUAUCGAGUUUGUGUUAAAGAAGAAAUUAACCCAAAUGCACCUCUGCCAUGUCCUGAAGGGGAGAUAAGAUUCAUUUGUCAAACUUUAAAUUAUUAUUUAAUAUGGCCUUCUCACUUGGUUUUUCCUAUAAAGAAGGCUGAUAAGCAAGUCACUAAAGAAAUCGCUGCACCAUCUCCACACUUGCUAUCAUCACAAUCAUCAUGCACUCAAAAGUACACAAUAACUCAUGCUGAUAAGUUGAAGUUGACUUCUAAUUUGGUUCGAGUAUUUAAGGAUGUGGCUAUUGCAAUGAAAACGAGCGAAAUCUUUUACAGUUUUGGCUAGAGUGUUUCAAAAUGAGCAAUGUAUUACCCUUGAUUAUGAAGACAUGCUUGACUGGUGCUUCCAAAGAGAGAUAAAAUCGUCACACAUGUCAAUUUUAAUGAUGUAAGUGUUGUAUCCUUUGCUAUUUCUAGGUUAAAUUUAUAACGCUUUUUGAUUAAUGAGCUAAUAAAUAUUUGAUAUGCAUGGUAUAUGAGUGAGAUUGUUCAUACAUAAGGUAUCUUAGGGUUGUAUGGAUUUUGUGAUUGCAACUAUCUAUCCCUGUAUGCUCCAACUGUGGAAAAAGACGAUGAUCGAUGUGACUAUCUAACUAGGCUAUUUUCAUGUAAUGAUGCCAAAAACAAAAAUCAGCUCUUCUUUGCCCCGUAUUAUGAGGAUGGACAUUGGAUGUUGGCUGUUAUUUGUCCAUGGGUUGGUUUGGUGCAUUGGCUAGAUCCCGCGGGAGUAAAAGAUGAACCUCCCAAAUUUGCUCAAACAAUAAUCAACAAGGCAAUGAUCAAUUUUAGCGCGGAACAUCGAAAGGAUAUCACAAAAAUAAAGAAGAUACCUUACAUUAAAUGGAUAAGCAUAGAGUGUCCUCGUUAAGCUAAUGGCUCUAGUGAUAGUGGAUAUUACGUUUGUCGCUACAUGAUUGAGACAAUUGAAUCUAGGCAAAUGAUCAUCCCCGACAAGUAUUUUAAGCAAGUUCCUCAUACAUAUUCUCAACAAAUGAUUGACGAGCUUAGAGAAAGGUGGAUUUCAUAUGUUACCGGAUACCAUCAACCAAACGACGACGAUGAUGAUUUAUGUGAAUUGUAGAUCAGUAUGGUAUUGGUAUAUUUUGGGGCAUCAAUUUUUUUUUUUAAUCAACAUUAACUAGAAAGGUUUUUGAUAUUUAACUCACGUAUUUGUUUGUAUAGAACAAAUUUUGUAUGAAUGAUUCUAUUUAAUUGUGAUAUGAAGUAUAUUUUGAUGG